Orycteropus afer afer is the source of this 3171-nucleotide messenger RNA. It is a transcript of the gene TSHZ2, whose product is annotated as teashirt zinc finger homeobox 2. Lineage: Eukaryota; Metazoa; Chordata; Mammalia; Tubulidentata; Orycteropodidae. Gene Ontology annotation, molecular function: DNA-binding transcription factor activity, RNA polymerase II-specific; DNA binding. The record is from RefSeq and is a predicted model, not a curated record. Gene Ontology annotation, biological process: regulation of transcription by RNA polymerase II. Gene Ontology annotation, cellular component: nucleus.
AUGAAACUCGUAUGCAGUUUGCUAUGGGAAGCACUUAGUGUAUGUGGGGAAAUUGAAGUGGAAUAUGUGACCUGCUGUUGUUACUUCAUCUCUUCUUCUUUUGCAGGCUAUGCCCAAGAGGAACAGCUGAAGGUAGAGGAGGAAAUAAAAGAGGAAGAGGAGGAGGAAGACAGUGGUUCAGCAGCUCAACUUCAGGGCAGCAAUGACCCAGGAACAGAUGAAGAGCUAGAAACAGGCCCAGAGCAGAAAGGCUGCUUCAGCUACCAGAACUCUCCAGGGAGUCAUUUGUCCAAUCAGGAUGCUGAGAAUGAAUCCCUGUUAAGUGAUGCCAGUGACCAGGUGUCAGACAUCAAGAGUGUCUGCGGCCGAGAUGCCUCAGACAAGAAAACAAACAGUCACCCCAAACUUCCGAAGGAAGCACACAAUUGUAUGGAUAAAAUGACCGCCGUCUAUGCCAACAUCUUGUCUGACUCCUAUUGGUCAGGCCUGGGUCUUGGCUUCAAGCUGUCCAAUAGUGAGAGGCGGAAUUGUGACACCCGAAAUGGCAGCAACAAGAGUGAUUUUGACUGGCAUCAGGAUGCUCUGUCCAAAAGCUUGCAGCAGAACUUGCCUUCUAGAUCUGUGUCCAAGCCCAGCCUGUUCAGCUCGGUCCAGCUGUACCGGCAGAGCAGUAAGAUGUGUGGGGCCGUUUUCACAGGAGCCAGCAGAUUCAGGUGCCGGCAGUGCAGCGCCGCCUACGACACCUUGGUUGAGUUGACUGUGCACAUGAAUGAAACCGGUCACUAUCAAGAUGACAACCGCAAAAAGGACAAGCUUAGACCCACAAGCUACUCAAAGCCCCGGAAAAGGGCUUUCCAGGAUAUGGACAAGGAGGAUGCACAGAAGGUUCUGAAAUGCAUGUUUUGUGGUGACUCCUUCGAUUCCCUCCAAGAUUUGAGCGUCCACAUGAUCAAAACAAAACAUUACCAAAAAGUGCCUUUGAAGGAGCCAGUACCAACCAUUUCGUCAAAAAUGGUCACUCCGGCGAAGAAGCGUGUUUUCGAUGUCAAUCGGCCGUGCUCCCCUGAUUCAACCACAGGAUCCUUUGCAGACUCGUUUUCUUCUCAGAAGAACGCCAACCUGCAGCUUUCUUCCAACAACCGCUAUGGCUACCAAAAUGGCGCCAGCUACACCUGGCAGUUUGAGGCCUGUAAGUCCCAGAUCUUAAAAUGCAUGGAAUGUGGGAGCUCCCAUGAUACCUUGCAGCAGCUCACCACCCACAUGAUGGUCACAGGCCACUUUCUGAAGGUCACCAGCUCGGCCUCCAAGAAAGGGAAGCAGCUGGUCUUAGACCCACUAGCAGUAGAGAAAAUGCAGUCAUUGUGUGAGGCGCCGAACAGUGAUUCUGUAGCUCCCAAACCAUCAAGUAAUUCAGCUGCAGACUGCACAGCCUCUACAACCGAAGUGAGGAGAGAGAGUAAGAAAGAAAAGCCAGAAGAAGCCACCAAGGAUGAGAAAGUUGCAAAAAGCGAGGACUAUGAAGAUCCUCUGCAGAAACCUUUAGAUCCUGCAACAAAGUACCAGUAUCUGCGGGAGGAGGAUUUGGAAGAUGGCUCAAAGGGUGGAGGGGACAUUUUGAAGUCACUGGAAAAUACCGUCACCACAGCCAUCAACAAAGCUCAAAACGGAGCUCCCAGCUGGAGCGCAUACCCCAGCAUCCAUGCCGCCUACCAGCUGUCGGAGGGUACCAAGCCCUCUUUGCCUAUGGGUUCCCAAGUACUGCAGAUUCGACCUAAUCUCGCCAACAAGUUAAGGCCAAUUGCACCAAAGUGGAAAGUCAUGCCACUUGUUUCUGUGCCCACAAACCUGGCCCCAUACACUCAAGUGAAGAAGGAGUUGGAAGACAAAGACGAAGUCUUAAGGGAGUAUGGGAAAGAAAGUCCCCACGAAGAAGCAUCAUCUUUUAGCCACAGUGAUGGGGAGACUUUCACCAAAAGUGAACCUCCUUUAGAAUUCAAAAAGGCUGAACCUUGUCCUCAAAAGGAGGAGAACAAGCUGAUGAAGGAGGGUGGUGAGAAGGAGAAAUCCCAGCCCCUGGAGUCCACAUCCCUUAGCAAUGGCUGUGCCCUCACCAACCACACUUCAGCCCUGCCUUGCAUCAACCCGCUCAGUGCCCUGCAGUCUGUCCUGAACAAUCACCUGGGCAAAGCCACAGAGCCCUUGCGCUCUCCUUCCUGUUCCAGCCCCAGCUCAAGCACAAUUUCGAUGUUUCAUAAAUCGAAUCUCAGUGUCAUGGACAAACCAGUGUUGAGUCCGGCCUCCACACGGCCAGGCAGUGUGUCCAGGCGCUACCUUUUUGAGAACAACGAUCAGCCCAUUGACCUCACCAAGUCCAAAACCAAGAAAGCAGAGUCCCCACAAGCACAAUCCUGUACAUCCCCACCUCAGAAGCACGCUCUGUCUGACAUCGCCGACAUGGUCAAAGUCCUCCCAAAGGCAACCACCCCAAAGCCGGCCGCACCCUCGAGGGUCCCUCCCAUGAAGCUGGAAAUGGAUGUCAGGCGCUUUGAGGAUGUCUCCAGUGAAGUUUCAACUUUGCACAAAAGAAAAGGCCGGCAGUCCAACUGGAACCCUCAGCAUCUUCUGAUUUUGCAAGCUCAAUUCGCUUCGAGCCUCUUCCAGACAUCAGAAGGCAAGUACCUGUUGUCCGACCUGGGCCCACAGGAACGUAUGCAAAUCUCAAAGUUUACGGGACUCUCGAUGACCACUAUCAGCCACUGGCUGGCCAAUGUCAAGUACCAACUUAGAAAAACAGGCGGGACCAAAUUUCUGAAAAAUAUGGACAAAGGCCACCCCAUCUUUUAUUGUGGUGACUGUGCCUCCCAGUUUAGAACCCCUUCUACCUACAUCAGUCACUUAGAAUCUCACCUAGGUUUCCAAAUGAAGGACAUGAACCGCAUGGCAGUGGAACAGCAAGGCAAGGUAGAGCAAGAGAUCUCCCGGGUAACGUCGGCUCAGAGGUCUCCGGAGACAAUAGCUGGUGAAGAGGACACAGACUCUAAGUUCAAGUGUAAGUUGUGCUGUCGGACAUUUGUGAGCAAACAUGCAGUCAAACUCCACCUAAGCAAAACGCACAGCAAGUCACCCGAGCACCAUUCACAGUUUGUAACAGACGUGGAUGAAGAAUAGCUC